AUGCUUUGUAGUCGUUGUGAUGCUGCCGUGGUGUUGGCCGAGGGCUCGGUUGGCACCGGCUAUUCUGGAGUUAUUCAUAACGGACACGGAGCUUUAACUGGACCCGGAGCAGGGUUGGGACCUGCUGCAUGGAAUCGGUCUUUGGAAAGAGCGUUAGAAGAGGCUGCAGUGACUGGAGUCCUGAACUUGAGCGGCAGGAAACUAAGAGAUUUCCCACGGAGCGCGGCCCGGCAAGACUUGAGCGACACUACGCAAGCAGAUCUUUCACGGAACAGACUCGCAGAAAUUCCAGCUGAAAUCUGUCAUUAUGUCUCCCUGGAGAGCCUGAACCUAUAUCAGAACUGCAUCAGAUAUGUGCCGGAGGCAACAGUGAAUCUGCAGGCACUUACAUUUUUAAAUAUAAGUCGGAACCAGCUAACAUCAUUGCCUGGAUACCUUUGCAACCUCCCUUUGAAAGUUCUUAUUACGAGUAACAACAAGCUUGAUUGUCUGCCAGAGGAGAUUGGCAACCUGCGACUCCUAACUGAAUUGGAUGUAAGUUGUAAUGAAAUCCAAACAAUUCCCACACAAAUUGGCAAAUUAGAAUCCUUACGGGACCUCAACAUCAGGAGAAACCACUUGGUGCAUCUUCCCGAAGAACUUGCAGAACUGCCAUUAGUCCGUUUGGAUUUCUCCUGUAAUAAGGUCACAAGUAUUCCACUGUGUUAUCGAAACCUUCGCCACCUCCAGACUAUCACUCUAGAUAACAACCCCCUGCAAACUCCUCCAGCUCAGAUUUGCAUCAAAGGUAAAUUUCACAUAUUCAAAUACUUAAAUAUUGAAGCCUGCAAGAGUGCACCAGACCUCCCUGAUUAUGAACGGAGACCUCUUGGCUUUAACACAUGUCAUGAUGAUGUGUAUACUGGACGCCCAUAUGGUGCCCUGGACUCUGGCUUUAACAGUGUGGACAGUGGAGACAAAAGGUGGUCAGGAAACGAGACAACAGAAGAGUUCACAGACCUUCAUCUAAGAGGCAUUGAUGUAAAUAGGGAUCACCGGAUUCGUAGAGACCAGCAGCCACAUGAGCUCAGGAGCAGCUUGCUUAUUACUAAUGGUGGAGUGGAACAUGAUUUGGAGCAGAUUGAUUACAUAGAUAGCUAUGGCACAGAAGAGGAAGACGAGGAUUUGAGGCAUUCCAGGGGUGAUAGUCUGAGCUCACAGUUCAUGGCCUAUAUAGAAGAUCGGCGGGUCUCACAUGAGGCUUCUCCUGUAAAACUAACACCUUCAAGGCUGGAAGAGGAGCGGAAACAUUCACAUCAAGCCAGACACAGAGAAGAAUUAAGACGACCUGAAUCUUUAAGUUUACCAUAUGUCAAAGACAGACAACAGUCACCACGCAGGGCUCCACUUGAUGCUUCCUAUUUACUUUCUAUAACUGGCAGUCCCAGUCAGAAAGAUACAGAGCCUUUGCACAGAAGAGACUUGGAGAGUGCCAGGAGGGAGGCUCAGUUGGCUGCUCAGCGUUAUGAAGAGGAAAGAAUGAAAGACAGGCUUUUGAAUUCACCCUCUGUAAGAGACACUGCUAAACACAGAGCACUGAGUCAUGAUAAACAGAACCCACAGGAAAGUGAGAACAUUGAGCUGCGGUUAAAGGUAUCCUUACCCAAUGAUUUGGGAGCUGCCCUUACAGAUGGAGUGGUCUUGUGUCACUUAGCAAAUCAUGUACGACCUAGAUCAGUAUCUAGUAUCCAUGUCCCCUCUCCAGCUGUUCCCAAGCUCACAAUGGCAAAAUGCAGACGGAAUGUGGAGAACUUCUUGGAAGCUUGCAGAAAAAUUGGUGUACCUCAGGACCGUCUUUGUCUGCCUCCACACAUUCUCGAAGAGUCUGGUCUGAUGGAAGUAGCAGGAACAGUUCAGGCCCUGCUGGAUCUAGCACCGCCAAAGCACCUAUCCCCCACAACUGUUUGAAUCCAGUGCUUCUCUAUCCUAUUCACAGCAAGUUCCAUCCCCAGGAUUCACUUAUACACAUCUCCAGCCUUGCAUCCUCAUUUUAUGCACCAAUGAGAGGCACAGGGCUACAAAGGGAGGGCAUUGUUUAAUGUCCACUUUGUCCAUGCCAUGUUUUUAUUUAAACCAGCAUAACAAUAUGGCUUUUAGUUGUUCACCUACACGUAGCUUCUAGCCCUACGCACCUUUUUCCCCCAUAUGGGAUCUAAAGCUCAUCAAAUGGUCAUAUGUACAAGGUGUUCAUGGACACAGAAUAUGUGCAAUAAGAGACAAAUCUAUCCUUUACAAGUAGUUGUGAGGUAAAAAUUGUAGUAGGGUCUUUGUUUGGGGGGGGGGGUUGUUUACCCUAUAUGCCAGCACUAGGAAAAUCUGUAAUUGCCUCCUGAAUGGGGUUGUUGGGUUUUUUUUGUGUGUGUGUGUGCUAAAUUGCUGUCAAAGCUCCUACACUCCCAAUGAUGUUAUUCCCAUUUGGUUUCUUCGGAGUGUAGAUGCUAGAGACAUUGAAACUGCCUUGAGGUAAAGAUCUAUUUGUGUCCUUCUAUGGAUCCAAAGAUGGCUGAAAUGACAACCUAAAAAAGUUGGGAUUAUGAGAGGGCAGAGGUAACACACAUAAGAGGGUAUGAAGGGCAUAUUUCUGACAGUUAAAUUCUACUCAUGCUGUGAUCCUUUGUAAAGGAUCUUUCCUUUUUGGGUUUUUAGAACCUACACUUAAUUUUCAGGCUUUCAUGACUUUUCAGGGGCAGUAUUUGACUUGUUUUAUUUAUUUUUGUAUUUAUUUUGUUCUUAUUUCUAAGCUUUAAAUGUCUCUCUGAAAUAUACAGGGACAGCAGGAAGAUCAUUUUAACUGUUCAGAGCUUCAGAUGACUGAUGUCACAUACAAUUUGCUGCAAUCAGGAGUAACUGCUUGAAUGAAUAAUUCGGCAUUAUGGGGGGGAAUACACAUUGUACUCCUAUAGAAAUGUGACAUAGCUGACAAAUAUUCUGUAUCAUGAGAUUCUCACUUCUGACAACCUGAAAAUGUUUCCUUUUAAAGCUUGCUGAUAAAUCUUCUUGAAUGUAAUAGUCCACAUCCUAAAAAAUUAAAUCGAUUACACGUUAGUAUAUAUGUCAUUCAUAAAAUAGGAGCAGUAUGGCCAUAUGUAUCUUCUGGAGAAAUAUAUGGGUAGUACUUAGUGUAAAUUUGUAGUUAGCAAACAUAAGAUUUGUAUCAUAUACAGAGCCUUUAAAACAUCUUAAUCCAAUCAAAAGAUGACUGACAUAACAAUAUUUAACCCGUGUUUUUAUACUGUUUUCUUCACUUUUUAGAGGUUUUCAGAAACUAAAAAAGCAGCAGAUAUUGUUGAUACUAUAACAGCAUUGCUGGUAAGCCAGGUUAGUUUGUCUCUGUAUAGACUGAAUCAGCCUUGCAGUUGUAGGAGGCGAAAAAUAUGACUUAUUUCCUUUGCCCUUUUGUUUAACUCAAACAUUUUCAUUCAACCAUUUUUCCUUUCAUGAUCCACUAGGCUGCUGUAAUAAGAUACUUUAUGCUUGCUCACUGUUCACCAGCACAUUUGAUUUUUGUUGAUGUUUAAUUGACAAGUAUGUGGAAAGAUGUAUAUCAUAACCAGUGCUAAUUGAUUGGUGAAUUUCCAUUGCUUUAUAACAAUAAAAAUAAUGUCCCUUUUUGUUUUUAUGAAGAUAAAAUACAAUCUAAAUUGUUUUAAAACCA
Bombina bombina (fire-bellied toad) is the source of this 3694-nucleotide messenger RNA. RefSeq names its product leucine rich repeats and calponin homology domain containing 3 (gene LRCH3). Lineage: Eukaryota; Metazoa; Chordata; Amphibia; Anura; Bombinatoridae. The record is from RefSeq and is a predicted model, not a curated record. Gene Ontology annotation, molecular function: protein binding.